CCCCGCCCCCGGGCCGGCGGGCGGCGCUGCCGCGGGCGCGCGCAGGAACAUGGAGGCGGCGGCGCGGGAGAGCCGGGCGCGCCGGGCGGCGGGCGCGCGGCGGUAGCGGCUCCCGGCCGCCCUCCCUUCCUUCCUUCAGCCCUCCCUUCCUUCGCUCCCGCCCCCUCCGCUCCUCCAGCGGCGGGAGAGGCGGCCCGCCUGCCCCCCCGCGCAGGGCAUGGCGGCCCCGGGCCCUCCGCGGCUGCCCCAGCUGCGGCUGGGCCCGCGGCUGCGGGCCGGGCUGGAGGUCGCGCUGCGGGUGCCGAGCCUGUUCCUCAUCGACGCCAUCUUCAACUCGGCCCCGCUGCCGGGCGGCUCCGUGAGCGCCGCGCUGCUGGGCGCGCUGCUGCGGCUGCUGGGUGUCUUUGUAUCCAGCGUUGUUCUGGUCUUACAACAGCGAGCACUUUUCAAGUUCUACAUGAUCGCCUCAGCGUUUCUGCUGGCUGCAACUUCAGUGUUGGUGAAUUACUAUGCUGCUUUGCACAUAAACUUCCACAGUGCCUACUACACAGCUGCAUUUGGAAUUCAGAUCUUCCCACAUAAAGGACCUUCGCUAUGGAUGGCACUUUCCAUCCUUCAGCUUACCUUUGGAAUCGGAUAUGUUACAUUGUUGAACAUGCAGUCCAUAUACUCUCAACUCAUCAUCCUGGAUAUACUGAUUCCUGUAAUUGGCUUGGUUGUUGAAUUACCUUUAAAUGUCCGGCAAGUACUUGUUUUUAUUUCAGGCCUAGUUCUGACACUAAAUACCACAGCCAUUUUAGUAACAAAAAUUAAGUGGUUCUAUUAUUCAGUACGAUACGUCUAUCUGCUGGUGAGGCACAUGUAUCGUAUUUAUGGAUUACAGCUAUUGAUGGAAGAUACAUGGAAAAGGAUUCGGUUUCCAGCUGUACUGCGUGUCUUUUGGCUAACAAGACUUACAGCACAAGCUGUGGUAUUAACAUAUGUUGUAAAGAUGGCUGAAAAUAACACGGAAGAAAAAUUCUUCUUGAUAUCGUGGGAUAACUGUUGGGAACUGAUUUGCAGCCUGAUCAUAAGUGGGUGUGACUCUACUUUAACUGUAUUGGGCAUGAGUGCCGUCAUUUCCUCAAUAGCGCAUUAUUUGGGACUUGGUAUCCUGGCCUUCAUUGGAUCAACUGAUGAGGAUGACAAAAGGCUUGGGUUUGUAGCACCCGUCUUGUUUUUCAUUUUGGCUCUGCAGACUGGUUUAAGUGGACUGAAACCAGAGGAACGAUUAGUCCGCCUGAGUCGAAACAUGUGCCUUUUGUUGACCGCAGUCCUGCAUUUUAUCCAUGGAAUGACAGACCCUGUGCUGAUGUCUCUCAGUGCCUCCCAUGUGUCAUCGUUCCGCAGACACUUUCCUGUACUGUUUGUCUCCGCUUGCCUUUUCAUUCUUCCAGUUCUGCUCAGUUACAUCCUCUGGCACCACUAUGCACUAAAUACUUGGCUUUUUGCAGUCACAGCAUUCUGUGUAGAGCUUUGCCUAAAAGUAAUAGUUUCUAUCACUGUUUAUAUAUUGUUUAUGAUUGACGGCUACUAUAAUGUGCUAUGGGAAAAACUUGAUGAUUAUGUCUAUUAUGUUCGCUCAACUGGCAAUAUUAUUGAGUUCAUAUUUGGAGUAAUCAUGUUUGGAAAUGGAGCUUACACAAUGGUUUUUGAAUCGGGAAGCAAGAUUCGCGCUUGCAUGAUGUGUCUGCACGCCUACUUCAACAUCUACCUGCAAGCCAAGAAUGGCUGGAAGACUUUUAUAAACCGCCGAACUGCUGUGAAGAAAAUCAACUCGCUUCCAGAGGUGAAAGGAGCUCGGUUACAUGAAAUUGAUGACGUCUGUGCAAUCUGCUACCACGAGUUCACCACCUCUGCGCGCAUUACUCCGUGCAACCAUUAUUUCCACGCACUUUGUCUUCGGAAGUGGCUGUACAUUCAGGACACAUGCCCAAUGUGCCAUCAGAAAGUGUAUAUUGAGGACAAAGAAAAUGCCAAUAUCUCUAACAAUAACGGGUUUGUAGCACCAAAUGAAAAUCCUGUACGGGUUGCAGAAGAAGCUGCUGAUGCUGAAAAUGAAUUAAAUGAAGAUAAUGACAGUUCUGAUAGUGAUGAGGAAGAUGGCGACUGUGUGGCACAGCACUUGAAUGAGACUCUUAAUGUUGACUCUAACUCCCUUGGUGAUUAGGAUGUCCUUUACUAAGCCGUGAGGUAUUUGUUCAAGAUUGACUUCAACAGAAUAAAAGUAUCACUUUGUAGUUAUUGUACUUAAGCACAACAGCAGUAUCUCAAUGUUGAGUCUGUGAAUGGUGGUUGUUUACUGUGGUGUGUGCUACUGUAAAUAUACCUCUAAUUUUUGCUGGUCUCUUUCAUGACCACCUUAAAAUUAUGUACAUUAUUGUACAUGGAAUAAAAUGUUUUCACGUUUUUAAGAUGGUUGGAAAAACACUCUUUAAUUGAUGUAGUGAUAAUGCUGUGCCAAAGACUGUAUACCAGUAAUCCCAAUCAAUGUCUUCUGGAUGCAAAUGAAAAAUACUGGUUAAAACAGACUGUUCAGCAGGUCAACUAGAAAACGAAAGCCUGAGCCAAAGCAGCUUUACUUGCAAACUCAGUAUUAGCAGAGCUUUAUCGCAAAAAACUAGUGAGUUGUGUUUUAAAAAAAUAAAUAAAAACUUUAGGUUGGUAGACUUAAUGCUGUGGCAUUUGCGUAUGUGGAACAAAAGGCGACCCUGCUGAGCGUUGUGGUGAAGCAGCAAAGCGCAGGCCAGAGCCGUGUCCGGCCCUCCUGAGCCGCCCGCAGGAGCGCGAGCGCUUUACAGGGAAUGCAGCAGUGCUCAUCCUGUGCUCCACUGCCCGCUGCAGUUACAGGCACGGGCGGCCCUUGAAGUGGAUCCUGAAUCGCCAUGGAAGGGGAGCAGGGCUGAGAAACUGCACAAAUGCAGACCACCUUUUCAAAACAGCUUUAAUCUUGCACCAUAAAAAACCCCAAACCCACUACAGAUUGCAUUGAUUAGAACUUGCAGUAUGAUGAUUUUUAAGUUUUUGCAAUAUAUUUAAUGAAGUUAUGCUGAAUAAAUGUAAGAAAAACAACUUUACAUAUUUGGAAAGAAGACUUUAAUGGUAUUGUUAUAUAGAGUAUUGGCCAACUCAAGUGGGUCAUCUUCUCUUACUGCCGCCAUUAUUUCCAGUAUUUGACUAAAAGAGAAAGAGUUAUAUUAGAAGACUGAAACCCAGUACUUCAGAAUGUACUUCAGAGUGCUGCAUAUGUAUGUACAAGUCACUAAGAUUAAGCUGGAAUUAAAACCUACACUAAGAGCAAUAGGGCAGGGUGCUCAGAUAUGCAAAUAGCUUCACUUUUAAGUUACUGACUGCCAUUUCCUUUACACUCAACACUGGUUUGCUCACUGGUACAGAUUCAUCUUUGGUCUUUUGACUCUUGUUUGGAGGUAAUUAAACAGCUUUCUGUUUUGAAGGAAA
Messenger RNA from Prinia subflava (tawny-flanked prinia), 3498 nucleotides. It is a transcript of the gene RNF139, whose product is annotated as ring finger protein 139. Gene Ontology annotation, biological process: ERAD pathway. Lineage: Eukaryota; Metazoa; Chordata; Aves; Passeriformes; Cisticolidae. Bases 218 to 2209 code for a protein of 663 amino acids. The transcript is spliced from 2 exons. Gene Ontology annotation, cellular component: endoplasmic reticulum; endomembrane system. Gene Ontology annotation, molecular function: zinc ion binding. The record is from RefSeq and is a predicted model, not a curated record.